This is a messenger RNA of Strigops habroptila (Kakapo), 5732 nucleotides long. It is a transcript of the gene ILDR1, whose product is annotated as immunoglobulin like domain containing receptor 1. The transcript is spliced from 7 exons. Gene Ontology annotation, cellular component: plasma membrane. The record is from RefSeq and is a predicted model, not a curated record. Lineage: Eukaryota; Metazoa; Chordata; Aves; Psittaciformes; Psittacidae. Gene Ontology annotation, molecular function: high-density lipoprotein particle receptor activity. The coding region runs from base 20 to 1789 and encodes 589 amino acids.
GGGCGGAGGAGGCCGCGCCAUGUCCCCGCGCGGGCGCUGCCGGUGGGCGCUGCUGCUGGCCUGGCUGCCGGCCGGUUGCCUUUCCCUCCUGGUGACAGUGCAGGAUACUGAGCGUUAUACCACCUUAUUUGCCAGUGUCAUCCUCAAGUGUGACUAUAGCACCUCAGCUCAGCUGCAGGACGUGGUGGUGACCUGGCGCUUCAAAUCCUUCUGCAAGGACCCCAUCUUUGACUACUACUCAGCCUCAUACCAGGCUGCUUUAAAUCUUCACCAGGACCCAUCUAACGACUGCAGUGACAGCCAGCGAAAGGUGCGCAUUGUCAUCCAGAAAUAUGGGCAGAAAGAACCUGUGCUGGGUGUCGACUACCAGCAACGAAAGAUCACCAUUCAGAACCGGGCAGACCUUGUCAUCAGUGAGGUCAUGUGGUGGGACCACGGCGUGUACUACUGCACUGUGGAAGCACCAGGAGAUACCUCAGGUGAUAUGGACAAAGAAGUUAAGCUGAUUGUUCUCCGUAAGUGCCUGUGGUUUUUUGCCUGGGUUGUAGAUAUCUCCUGUUCUCUUCCUCCCCACCCCAAGAUGUCUCCAGAAGUGGAGAGGUGCUCAAUAACUUACUAUGCCCAAGUACAUCAGGAUCCUCUUUCUCUCUCUGUUUUUCCCAUAGACUGGCUCACAGUAAUCCUCAUCGUUCUCGGUGGCCUCCUCCUCCUCCUGCUGAUUGGAAUAUGCUGGUGCCAGUGCUGCCCCCAGUAUUGCUGCUGCCACGUCCCAUGCGUCUGCUGCCCUACCCGGUGCUGCUGUAAUGAAGAAGCACUGGAACGGUACCGGAUCAUGAAGCAGGCUCAGGCACUUGCACCUUGGAUAUCACCCAACAUGUUCUACAGAGGUGGCGACAGGAACUCACAACUUUCGACUUACCAGCUGAACCCUCUACUGCAACGAGAUGUGUCUCUGCAGAACAGUCUUCCACUGGCGCAGCCACAAGCUCAGCUUUCCACUAAAAAGGGUGUUUUGGACUAUCUGGAGUCUGAAAUCCAAAACCUUACCAUGUCACAGGUCCAGCCACCCUCCCACCAGCGGCAGGCUGUGCAGCCCAGCCUGCUGUCCUCCCUGGGCUCCGAGGUCAUGCCACCUCCUCUCACUGAUCGCAUCUCCACCCAUGGGAGCAACUCUUCGUGGCCACAGAGAGCUGCCUGCACCUCUAGAACCUGGGACUCUGCAGCAGAGGACAGGAGGGAAAACCGGAGGUGGCCGUUGCCUUCCAGUGGGGAUUCUCAUUCCAGCUACAGCCGGGAGCCCUGGGACAGGCAGCGAGAGGACCAUCCUCAGAGGCAGAGGUCAGAUGGCUACAAUGGCAGGCCUCUGCGCUCCAGAUGGGAUGCGUCACCCCCACGCCAGGCUGACAGGGGCAAGAGCAGCAGCAGCAGCUGCAGUUUCUAUCCGGAGGAGGCCAAGGAGCGCUCCAGCCAUCAUUGUGGUGGGAGGCAGGAGCCCACACGGAGGCGAGACUACCAGCACCACACCAGCAGAAGCAAUAGCUCAGGUCAGCGGCGGCAUAGCUACUCUCCCCCCUCUCGCCGGGGGUCAUGGAGCUCCUCAGAAGAGCAAGUUCAUCUCCCAGUGACAAACCGCAGGCGGCGGUCCCGGUCUCGGGAAUGGCUAGAAGAUAAACCCCCCAGUUACUGCUCCUUAGAAAUCAUCCCAGGUCAGGAAAAGAAGCACAAAGGCAGUGCAGGGCCACGCUCGGACAGAGGAAGUUCCCACAGCGGAAGAAGCAUCGUCAUUUAAUGCCAGUACUGAAAGAACUAAGAUUCUCACUGGACUCCUCUUAGAUUUUCUACUGUGUAGGUUGGGAUGCUGCUCUCAAUUGAACAGGCAAUCAGUGGAAAAAAAAAAGAAACAGAUGAAGCAGCUUCCACUUAGACUUACAGCUCCAAAGGAUCUAUGGCUAGUGCCCAGGAAAGCAAAACAUAACCCAUUUUUGUUCUUGCUCUGAUUUGGAAACUUAGGUUUGCAAUGGGGUAUGGUCCAUUGAAAACAUACUAUUGGAAACAGCAGGUAUUUUUCAGUAAAUGGUAUGUUCCCAAUUUUUAAAGAGAAAUACCAGUUGUCUUUGUUAGGUGCCCUGGCACUGCAAGGAGCCCAAUUCAUAGAAUGCUGGUCCUUUGCACACUGGUUACUGGAGAAGGGCUGCAAUGAUUAGAGUUAUGAAUAGAAUAAUUUAGGUUGGAAGAGGCCUCCAAAGGUCACCUGAUCCAGUCCCCUGGGAGUUUGGUGUAGGAAGGCACAGCAUCUGCUUUCUGAGGUCCUCUGGUGUGCUUCAGAAUGUGUAAUGUUUGCUGCUUCUGCCAGGCUGCUCAGCAUAGUUGGAGCAGUUGCUUCCUUGUCUCUCCCAAACAGAAGGAUCACCAAGUUGGAAGGAUGUUUGACUGCCGUAAUAAGGGCUCACUAGCAUGUCUGCAAAUUAGCAGCUUACCUGCCUUACACCGACUGAAACAACCUGCCCUACAUUAAAUUUAUACCUUAGGGCCUUAAAAGACACUUUUUCUAGCCUUUAACCCAGGCUUGAAUUUAUUUGUAAACUUAAAGGGCUGAAUUGACCAGGGUUUGGCCAUCUCUGCAGGAACUGAGCUUGCUCAGUACCAAAUACUGUCCCUCACACUAUGGACCAGAAUUUCCUUCAACUCUAGGAAGCAUGGUUUUAGUGGAUGUAUCUUUCCUAAGCCAUGUACUUUUCUAUGCAUUUGAUAUUCUCCCUUCGCUCUCUGUGCCAUGUAUCAUAUACAUGGAGUGGUAUAAAGGGCUCUGAAGAAGUCUUACAGUUACUUUUUUUUAUUAAUAUUAUUAAUAUUUUUAGUAAUUGAUCCUUACCCUGAUACUUUAACCAGCUCUGCAUAUGUGGUGCAUCUGAUCUGUAGCUAGAUUGCAGGGGUUUCCCAUCUCUCACCUCACAACUAGAACAGAGAAUUUCUUUAUGCUCUAAGACCAGUUGUGAAGGAGAAGAACUUGCCAUUUAUCCUUGAUGUGAUUCAUCCACUGUUUUCAUUUAAAACGUGCUGGACGUUGAGAGGUUCUCUGGAUUCUGGCUGCUUCCACAGGAAACUGGUUUGCCAAAGGCACUUCUUAGAUUCAAGAGACUCAACUGUUGGCAAGAAGCUUUUGGAGCAUCUUGCACGUUAUUUUGUAACCCAGAGGCACUAGCUUGGCCAUUAUCAAUGACUGCAUUGCCUCGCUUAUUUUCCUGCCAGUGCCACAGGGGACGCUUGCUACUAUUUGUUCUUUAAUGUCCUAAUUACUGAUGUGUUUAUGCUUUCCCUUGGAAGACUGGGAGAGGCUUUCACUUUGCCCACUUCCUUUUUCUCUUUUCUUUGGACAGUGAUGGGAAGCAUCAUGCUUGGAGCAAAUGCUCCUAGCUGGAUAUCUGAUGCAGUUACUGGUUGACCAAAAGCCACUACAAAAAGUGCUCAUUUUCCUACAGUUUCUUGGCUGACAGUGCUUAUUUCUAAUUGUGUGUAUGGAGAUAAAGCAGGAGGACCCACUAGCUUCUCUGGUUGACUUUGUUUCAGAACCAGAGGUUUACUUUUGAAGAGAGAGGGGCUGUUCACCAGCAGUUGAUGGCUAGCACAAAUGAAGAGCUAAAAGAGUGAAAAGCCUAACUCUGAAGUUUGAAUUCAAGAAAGGAAGGCUGUAUUAAGCGUAGUCCUUGUCUCCAUUAAUGCCAAACUGUGAAUAAUGUGACUGACCCAUGAGUUACAUCUGAAAUACAGGGAAUUAAGUGUGUUCUCAGAACUUGCAAAGCCAGUAUCACUCUUGAAUCUGGUUCUCAGUCACUGGCUGUCAAUCAUUUUUAUUCUCAUUUAAUGAUGUGCUGAGGACUUUAUGUACCCCCUCUUCUACAACGUGCUAGUAUUUUUAUUAGUUAGGAGGAGUUUGUGGUGACUGAAAUGACAGAAAAUAAUAUGGGUCUCCUUCUCCCAAAACUAGCAUUCUGUUCUGACUUCAGCAUUGCCCCGUGGCAACUUUUAGUGGAUACUCAGGGCCCUGCAGGUACUACUUUUGGAAGCUAAAUUGGUGGUUUGGAAUUUGACUCUCUCUUUAUGCUUCCAAUAGGUCCAUGAAUCAUGCAGGAAAACUUCCUGUCGUCUCAACCCAGCUCAAAUGUCCAGGUUUCAGGGAAGGGCUGCCCCUCUCUCCAUCAAGAGUAGAGGCUAUUGAGACAUCAGGUGAGAUCCCAGGAUGCAUUCACUUCCCUUCGCAUUCAGUUGUGUAUAAGCCAACAUGCAUCCAGCACAUUUUCCCAAGAGCAAGAGCCCCCUCACAGAGCAAGAAAACUCUUGAAAAGAAAGCAAGAAAACCCAGAUGACUCUGUGUAGCAGUAGGAGCUGUUGAAGCUUGCUGCUGUAGAACGAGCACAUUAAGUGCAGAGGUUGUGCUUUUUAUCCAAAUCCUGUGAAGGAACUCUCCAUCCUUAUUUGUUCCUCUAGUCUCCAUAAUUGAGCUAGGGUGACUAAUUAUAGAUUGUGUGAGCUUAAUUUGUGCUGGGCGAAGUCUGAAGAGUUUUAUCUUUAUCAUACCUGAGCUCCUCUUCAGUCAUUUUGUCCAUGUUUAUAGAAACAUUAAACAAAACCCUUCAGGGAAAACUGAUUGUAUCUCAGUCUUAACUUCUUAAAUUGCAACAGAAGUAGAUUAGAUUGUCCAGCAAGGAAGCAGAAAUGGCACCAGGUUUACUGGUUUACACAGGUUUACACAGACCACUGCAGUUCGUAAAACACCAGUUGGUGGGCUGUGAAAUAAUGACAAAGGAAAUGUAUAUAUUCGUGCUUUACAAUUGCAAGCAGACAGAAAAGUGGAAACAAAAAAGGGAGUAUGUUUCACAUAUGGGAGUUAUUGCCAUUCUCGACUUCUAUUCUUUGUGUCAUGCACUUAAAGGGAUAUACCUUACGCCCAAGAAUGAAUUUUCUGUCUCAGAUAAAGUGCCUUAAUGGCCACUGGAGUUACCCUAAUUUAAAAUGAGUAUGUAAUGAUUAAGUGACCAUGUCACAUGGGCAGAUAAGGAUGCUGCUCCUGUCCCCUGCUUUCCACCUCAGACCAGAGAUUCAUGAGAGAGAUAAAAAAAUCAUGUAAUUUUAAUUUGAUUAAGAAAGGACUUGCAAUAUCUGGCUUUCUUGCUUAUUUGCAGAACCCCCUAUCAUUCUGGCAUGCCAUUCCAGGAAUGGAGGGCAAGGGCUGCUUCUUGUGCAAUCAUUGAUCUGGUCUUGGCAAGUGCCUGUUUGGCAGUAGAAAGUGCUGAAAAGCCCAGUUGCUAUGUCUGGGGUUGUAUCCAUGAUAGCACUAGCUAAAGUUAGGCUAACUUCGGGUCAGGGGAAGUUACCUGGUGUGGUAACAACCACAAUGCAAAGCUCUUCAGUGGUAUGUAUUACUACAUAGGGUAGCUAAGCCCCCUUUGUGUUACUACCUCCAGCAGCACAUCAGUUUAAAACACCCACUCAAUAUGCUUAGUGCCUUUCAUUUGUCAACCUGACAUAGGAGGGAGAUGACACUUGAGGUUAUGUUAAAUUAACCUCCUCAAGUAAUGACUGCUCCUUGCUGUUUCUGCUAAGUUUAAUGCCUAUAAUGUGCCUUGUGCUCGUCUUCUGAGUAUUAUUGCAUCUAUAAAAGCAGAUGGUAAGUGUGUAGAUUCUUUUCAAUGACUGUCAAAUGUAUAAUUAAAAUAUAAGAGAUCUUUCAACUA